Molecule: messenger RNA, 984 nt
Organism: Tribolium castaneum (red flour beetle)
Lineage: Eukaryota; Metazoa; Arthropoda; Insecta; Coleoptera; Tenebrionidae
Exons: 3
Coding region: 55-789 (244 amino acids)
Source: RefSeq, a predicted model, not a curated record
AAUUCGUUGUUUGCCAAAAAAGUGUAGACGAUUUUCUACACGAUUUCGUAAUACAUGUGUGUGCAACUGAUUUUUAGAAUUAUGGCGAAACUUGACGACUUUUUGGGGAAGAAGAAGGAAACUGCGCCGAUUUUAGACUUGUCGAAAAGUGUGGCUAAUAAUCAAGAGGAGUUUAAGAGACUUUUUGAGAAGGUGCCCGACUUUAAGAUCAAGCAGGAGAAGGUGCACAUUGAAAGUAUUAAAAUUCGCGAUAAGAAGUUUAAGUUCAAGUCGGGGAAAAAAGAUGUGAAAGCGAUGAAAGAACCGUAUACUUUUCUCGAUCCCUUGCCGAAAGAAAUGCGAAAUUUGAAAAUUAGUGAGUUGGCGGCUGUUCCGAUCGAUUGGAAGAUGCUGACGACGGUGAGGCCCAAAAGCAAGGUCGAGGAAAGCUAUUUUUCAAGAUUGGUCGAAUUAAAAAAAUUCGAAAACAAAACCCGCGCCUUUGAAAAGCGCCAAUACUCCAUCGAUCCACAAAUCCGCAAAACCAAAAAUAAAUCCGGAGUUGUGGAACUACGAGUAGUGUCUUGUACCGACUGUGGUGAAGAUUUUUGUGACGGCAAGGCGUGUAGUAAAUUCACUUACGACUCGUUUGCUCGAACUCCCGAAGUGACCAAAAUCGCCCAAAAGUUGAGCCCAGAAUCAUCUAAAGCCGAUAAACCCAAACGCAAAUUUAAACGGAAACCACGCUCUAAGAGUAAAACCAAGCGCAAAAGCAAAUCGAAAUCACCAAAGAAGAAAACUGCGGGAUAAAUAUGCCUGUUCCGGACAGUUUGAGAUUUAAGUCUAAAAUCAAUGAUACAAAAAACACUUUUAGUAGUAUAGUAGUAUGAUGUGGCAAUGAACACCAUUUAAAACAGCUAGGAACGCGAAAUUUAAUGAAAACAUUAAAACUGUAAUCUUCAUUUUAAUUACAUUACUCCGUGAAAAUAAAAUACGGAUUUUUUA